GGCCUGGGUCUCUAAAGCCUCCCUUGACCUUUUAUUUUUCCAACCAAAAAUUCAGGCCUGUGAACUGUUCAGGGGAGAAUACUUGCAACCGGAUGGCUUCGUCUCUCAAAUCUGUGGUUUGGUGGAUUCAGACCUGGCAUAGUAGCUUUGUGACCUUGAGCGAGGGGCUCAACCUCUCUGAGCUUCUACCUCCUCCUCAUCUAAGCAGGGCUCUCUAAUAAUGGGGAAGCCGUUCCGCGCCUGUUUCUGGGUAAAGCACUGGGCAUGCUUUAGAGCUCAUUGCUCCCACUGCAGUCCCGUGAGGUAGGUGUGGUCAUUACUCCACUGAAUAGAUGGGGAAACCGAGGCUGGAUGGAGCCAGGUCUGUCCCUCUCCACUAUACCCCACAGCACAGAACUUAGAGAAUUAAGAGGGAGUUUAUAUGCAGAUUGCCUGGCACAUUCCCUAAUGUUUCCUUUCUUCCUCGCUCCCUCCCUUCCUUCAGAUCUGGGGCUGGGACCCCAAAAGACCUGGGUGCAGGGCUCCGGGUUCCCUGAGGGAAGUGGGCUGAGGCCUGUGGAGACCAUGAUGGACCUCGGCCGCAGCGGCUUCUGAGCUCAUGGAGCCCUCGGCCACCCCGGGGGCCCAGUUGGGGGUCCCCACUGGCAGCAGGGAACCGUCCCCGGUGCCUCCUGACUAUGAAGAUGAGUUUCUCAGCUAUUUGUGGCGCGAUUACCUGUUCCCGAAGCAGUACGAGUGGGUGCUCAUCGCCGCCUACGUGGCCGUGUUCCUCGUGGCCCUGGUGGGCAACACGCUGGUCUGUCUGGCCGUGUGGCGCAACCACCACAUGAGGACCGUCACCAACUACUUCAUCGUCAACCUGUCCCUGGCGGACGUGCUGGUGACGGCCAUCUGCCUGCCAGCCAGCCUGCUGGUGGACAUCACCGAGUCCUGGCUCUUCGGCCAUGCCCUCUGCAAGGUCAUCCCUUACCUACAGGCCGUGUCUGUGUCGGUGGCAGUGCUAACCCUCAGCUUCAUCGCCCUGGACCGCUGGUAUGCCAUCUGCCACCCCCUGUUGUUCAAGAGCACGGCCCGGCGUGCCCGUGGCUCCAUCCUGGGCAUCUGGGCUGUGUCGCUGGCUGUCAUGGUGCCCCAGGCUGCCGUCAUGGAAUGCAGCAGUGUGCUGCCCGAGCUCGCCAACCGCACCCGGCUCUUCUCUGUCUGCGAUGAACGCUGGGCAGAUGACCUCUAUGCCAAGAUCUACCACAGUUGCUUCUUCAUUGUCACCUACCUGGCCCCGCUGGGCCUCAUGGCCAUGGCGUAUUUCCAGAUCUUCCGCAAGCUCUGGGGUCGCCAGAUCCCGGGCACCACAUCGGCCCUGGUGAGGAACUGGAAGCGGCCCUCAGACCAGUCGGAGGAGCAGGGGCAGGGCCUGGGCGCAGGGCCCCCGCCGCGGGCCCGGGCCUUCCUGGCUGAGGUGAAGCAAAUGCGCGCUCGGAGGAAGACAGCCAAGAUGCUGAUGGUGGUGCUGCUGGUCUUUGCCCUCUGCUACCUGCCCAUCAGUGUCCUCAAUGUCCUGAAGAGGGUGUUCGGGAUGUUCCACCAAGCCAACGACCGAGAGGCCGUCUAUGCCUGCUUCACCUUCUCCCACUGGCUGGUGUACGCCAACAGCGCGGCCAACCCCAUCAUCUACAACUUCCUCAGUGGCAAAUUCCGGGAGCAGUUCAAAGCUGCCUUCUCCUGCUGCCUGCCCCGCCUGGGUCCCUGCGGCUCUCUGAGGACCCCCAGCCCCCGCUCCUCUGCCAGGCACAAGUCCUUGUCCUUGCAGAGCCGAUGCUCCGUCUCCAAAGUCUCAGAGCACGUGGUGGUCACCAGCGUCACCACGGUGCUGCCCUGAGCGAGGCUACCCUGUGGCUCCAGGGGGUGCAACCCGUUCUCUGCCUGGACUGCUCCUCUGGCUCCUGGGGGACCAGCCCUGACUGCUAUGGACGCAGUGCGAGGCCAGGGCUCCGGUCCUGGUUUUCUACCUGUUUGACUCUGAGCAAGUAACACCCCUUCUCUGAGCUGUGUCGCCUAAACAGGAUUGAUGUGAGGAUUAAGCAUGCUCAAGAAAGUGGAAAGCUCUCUGUAAAUUGUAGUGUCGUGGACAAGAUUACCAUUGUAUUGCUCACUCGGCUGUCCCUCACAGUACCAUCGAUCCUCAUCAUCCUUCCAGAGCUUGGCCUUCUUCCCAAAGACCCCUCUCCUCCCUGACUACAGGCCUUCCCUAGAGCCUGCUGGGAGAGCCCAGCAACCUUUCCAUCCAGCCCAGUGACUCCCUAAGCCCAGGCUGCACUCGGCCAGCCCUGUCCGCUGCCCUUCCCUGUGGGAACACAGCCCCACCCUCACCAGGUGCCGCGUGCACACACCAGACUGGAUCCUUCGGCUUUGUGGUGUGAUAAAACGCUCUCCAUGUGACCAUUUGGCGUGGAGGCCAGCAGCCCAAAGCAAUUGUAAUUAAAAGCCUGGCACUGAAUGUUCCCUUUCCUUGUCAUUGCACAAAAUCUGUGCCUCUUAAGUUAAAAGCGAGGAAGGUGGGGAAGUCGGGAGUGGGGUGGGGAGAGAGGACAAGGUGGCAUGGAAUGCUGUCUGCUGACUACUCCCACCUCCAUCCCCCCACACCGGAUCCCUGUGGCUCCUCGCCAGGCCUCAGAGCACAUCCCUUGACGUAUCUGUCUG
Myotis brandtii (Brandt's bat) is the source of this 2697-nucleotide messenger RNA. RefSeq names its product hypocretin (orexin) receptor 1 (gene HCRTR1). The coding region runs from base 599 to 1876 and encodes 425 amino acids. Gene Ontology annotation, biological process: feeding behavior; G protein-coupled receptor signaling pathway. The record is from RefSeq and is a predicted model, not a curated record. NCBI's taxonomy places the organism in Eukaryota, Metazoa, Chordata, Mammalia, Chiroptera, Vespertilionidae. Gene Ontology annotation, molecular function: orexin receptor activity. Gene Ontology annotation, cellular component: membrane. The transcript is spliced from 7 exons.